Papilio xuthus (Asian swallowtail) is the source of this 2157-nucleotide messenger RNA. RefSeq lists its product as uncharacterized. The record is from RefSeq and is a predicted model, not a curated record. NCBI's taxonomy places the organism in Eukaryota, Metazoa, Arthropoda, Insecta, Lepidoptera, Papilionidae. The transcript has 6 exons. Bases 447 to 1313 code for a protein of 288 amino acids.
CUUUCCCUCACAAUGGCUCCCACGCACUGUAUUAGAAAUACUACACAAAUCCUUAUAACUUACUUAGAUUACGAUCCUUUAUUACAGUGAUUUUUAAACUUUCAUAAUAUUAUAUGUUAACAUAGACUUACACUACCUACAUAAAUUACAGUCAAAAAUAUUGUUUUGACAACUAUUUACAUAUUAUCAAAAAAACAAACAUAAAUAGAUUGUGGCGCCCUCUCCCGCAGUGCCAUCACGCGACAACACGCAAAUAUAACAGAAGCGAUACAAACAUACAUUAUGAAAAUCUUAAUUGUGGUUAAUUUCGUUUCCGUAAACAUUUUGCAUGAAAGGUAAGGUGCAAUUUUAAUACAAUAUUUCAUUCGAGGUGUUAUAUAGUCCUGACUUAUUUAAGCGCCUGAUAGAAAAUAAAAAGCAAGCAAAUAUCUGUCUGUACAGUACUAAUGUGUGACUUUCCCAGAGCGCACGAGCAGCACCACUCCUCCGACGAGGCCCUCCUGCAUGAAGACGUCACACCAACGAAGCUGCGGCACAAGCAUCCCAAGCCGGUCGCCGACAGCGAGGAGACCAGAGAUACUAGUAUCGAAGAGACCAAGACCAUCAACGCGACCUCAGUCCUGCGAUAUGACGGCAGCAAAAACAUAGCGGAGGGCAGUCGCGGCGGCGGGGACGCGGUGCAGCUGUACCUAUUGACGCAGCCGCGGACCAACUCCGGCACCGCCCCGCGCAACUCCAGCGAACAUGCAAUGCAGUCGAUGCAGACGGUGCAGCUGGUGCAGCCGGUGCAACUGGUGCAGCCGGUGCAGCCGGUGCAGUUGGUGCAGCCGGUGCAGCUGAUGCACCCAGUGGGGCCGGCGACCACAGCCCCGUCGAUGACUGCGUUGACUGCAGUGAAACCGGGCAGGCCACUGCACCCCGACGAGCAGGAGGCACAUACGGACCAGACCGAGAGCGAGGAGACCGCCGAAAGUACCGAGGACGACUCCAGCGCUGAUUCUACCACCGCGCACACCGUCACCGACAACUCGGGAGAGGCAGCGAGGUUGCUGUCGGGCGAGGACCUAGAGGCCCAGAGGGAGGUGCUGCGCCAACAGCUGCGACACAUGAUCGAUCGGAUCAGAGAGCAGCAACGAGCCCAGCGUAAAGGCGAUGAGAACGACCUCGGAGGGGGCAAGCGGCGGCGCGUGGCCAAGAGCGGCGAGCGGGCGGCCCGACCGGCACGACGGCGACAAGACCCCGCGCCCUGCACCCGCCACCACACCGCGCACCUGCAGCCCGCCGCCAGCCUCGCACAUCUCUACUCUGGGUAGUGGCGCCCGCCUCGCCCUCCUCGCCCUCCUCGCCCUCCUCGCCCUCUUAGCUGCUCUCAACUACAACAUAACUGACUUGGAAACGUUGCGCAACCACCGCCUAGGAUCAUUUCUUACAUUCUCUUGUAAUAUAAUGAGAUAGUCUUAUAAGAUAGUGUGGUCAAGUAUACUGAGAAGAAAUACCAAUAUGAACAAUUUAUCGGCGGGCCGAUCGACUUAACGGGAAACACGCAACACUGAUGCCCCAUUACCACCUAGUAUUAUCGAAUAACUUGGUUAAAUAUUAAUUUUUAUAAUUCCAAAUUGCCUUUUAAGAUUACUCUUACAAACUUUAAUCGCCAAUUUUACUCUCUAAUUUAGGAAAUUGUUAGGACAAUGUCUGACUACGGCCGGUUGCAAGAUCUAAUCUAUCGCAAUAUUUAAAUUUAUCGCAUUGUCUAGCAAUACCUUACCAGUAGUGUGCGGACAACGAAAGCCGUGAUAGAUUAAUUUACAUGAUUAAAAUGAUUAGAUACUUUCGUGUUGUGUUUGCUGUUUCCACUGACUUUGCCAUAAAACAACAGUUAAAUUCUGGUUACAUUUGUCGAAUCUACCGCGGUGACAACUGACAGGUGACAGAUGACAGAUGACCCCUGACAAAUGACAGAUGACAUAUGACUGCCGUGACCACUGCGAUGCCUGUGUGUUUGCAGCUCAGGGCCGGUGGAUGUGAAAAGACUUUCGGCUUGACGUGUCUGCUGCCCAGAGACGUGACUUAUGCAUUUUAUGUCCUGUAUAAAAGUGAAGUCAAAUAGAAUACAAUAAUGUUGGUGCCAUGUAUGUAAUUAGAUCAUGACCUGGAUGA